Messenger RNA from Peromyscus eremicus (cactus mouse), 964 nucleotides. RefSeq lists its product as uncharacterized. The transcript has 5 exons. Lineage: Eukaryota; Metazoa; Chordata; Mammalia; Rodentia; Cricetidae. The record is from RefSeq and is a predicted model, not a curated record. Bases 191 to 964 code for a protein of 257 amino acids.
AACUGUGACCUCACACAGGCCUGAAGCACAGGGCACCUGCCUCUCUUCUUGACUCAUGGGUGACCACUUGGGGACCAAAAUGAACAUCCUAUCCAGGAGGGCCUAGCAGAUGCUUCGAAGAUUCUGGAGAAGUCGAGUGACAUGCAACUUCACGGAGUUAAGUGAAAGUCCGUGUGCCUGGCCUUGAGGGAUGGCCAGCCUGAGGCCCGGCCGACCUACCUGCAUCAGGGCAGCGUUCAGUGCAGCUGGCUUCCGGAAGUGGCAGAGACAUGCUCGCCAUCGCCUUCAGGUCAACUCCAGAAGGAACCUCAUGGACUUUGCUGAAGGCAUCUGGAGAGAGUUUUUAGAUCCUUAUGAUGGUGACUCAGAAGAUACCCCGGGUCAUUCCACCUACCGCAACUCCCGCCAGCGUGCCUACCGCCUCCUGGGUGACAGGAACCGCAACGCACCUUCCUACACACUGAGGUUCAAGAUUGGUGAGGAGGCCAGUGUGGAAGACUCGCUCCCACCAAAGGCUCCAGAUCUCACCAUGAAAACUUCUGGCUGGACCCCCAUAGCCCUGGAAGUCAAUGAUGUCGACAUGCAGCCUGAGGGGGAACUAAAGGCACUCAGCCCCCAGGAAGUCAGUGGGUGGCCUGCCAGGCUGUCUCCAUCACCAGAGGACUGGAGGAUGGCAAGGGCUGCCAGCCCCCUCAAUCCUGUGGAGACCCCCGAGAUGAGCAGACACCUGCCCAGCAGAGCGAGAGCAACACGGCCACCUCCCCGACUUGGGGGCGAGAGAGACAAGGGACCCAGGCUGAUGCUGUCCAAGAGGAAGCUGGAGCUUUUACUUUCGGAGCCUGAGAGAACUAAGAGAAAGAAGAAGUACGUGGCCCACUCAGCCCAGGCCGGGUUAGCGCAGGAUAGGGGCGUGGGGCCAGCACAGAGCCAGGACUCACUCCAAACCAAUAGUGAUGAGCGGUAA